Arthroderma uncinatum is the source of this 2187-nucleotide messenger RNA. RefSeq names its product YjeF_N domain-containing protein. The record is from RefSeq and is a predicted model, not a curated record. Gene Ontology annotation, biological process: deadenylation-independent decapping of nuclear-transcribed mRNA; P-body assembly. Bases 1 to 2187 code for a protein of 728 amino acids. NCBI's taxonomy places the organism in Eukaryota, Fungi, Ascomycota, Eurotiomycetes, Onygenales, Arthrodermataceae. Gene Ontology annotation, molecular function: mRNA binding. Gene Ontology annotation, cellular component: P-body. The transcript is spliced from 3 exons.
AUGGCUUCGCAGUUCAUCGGCUGCACCGUGCUGGUGACCCUCAAGUCUCCGCCAAACUGCCAGGUCGAAGGCGAGGUCAUUGAUGUCGUGGGGACUAGGCUCAGCUUGCAAAACGCACAACUCUUGUGGAAUGGCCAGCAGUUCCCGUUGUAUCAUAUCGACGGUUCAAGGAUCGCAGACCUAGAGAUAUCCGGUCACCCAACGCCCCAAGCCUCCUCGCACCUUAGAAAUGGGCACCUCGAAAACAGCGGGUAUUUCCCCACGCGGAAUGACCAGCAAGAACAUGUCUCGGCUGCGGCUCAUCGCGAACCUGUGUCCCACGGCGCGGAACCUCGAUCUUUUGUAGAUCCGGCGAUCCUAAGCUUCAAGCGGCCGCUCAGACAGGGUGGGCACCAGGAUGCACCCAACGAGGUAGAGUCGUCUACCAUUACGUCACACCCGAUUUCUACUUCUCCUGUAAUGCUAGGGGGCUCGGAAGUACCUACUUCGGUGCAUUCCACUCAGAUAGGGCACCACACCCGUCUCCCGGCAACAUUGAAUGCGCCCUUUAGCGACCUAGAGCUGAAUAAGCAGGAAAUACUGUCCUCUAAAACGAACAAUAUCAUUGAGGAACAGAGGCUGGAGCAACAAUCUAUACCCGGUGCUGGCUCGGCCACGACCCAACUUAAAAAUACAGGAAAGCGGGGCAAGAGAGGUGGUAGAGGGAAGCUUGAGAGAGAUACUGGGGAAACUACCGAUAUGACUGCCACCGAAUCACAUGUCUCUGGGAAGAAAGGCAAGGGGUGGAGACAGACUGCUUUUAUAGAACCGAUAGAUGCAUCGCCCACCGCUAAUAAACCCAAAUCUAGAGCAUCUAGGAAGGUGAGAGCUCAUAAGGAAGACCUGAACGGGUGGGCAACCGAAGAUGCAACCGAUAUUCAAGAGUUGGGUGACUUUGACUUCCAGAGCAACUUGUCCAAAUUUGACAAGCGAAGAGUGUUUGAUGAAAUACGGAACGAUGACACGACUCCCCUUGAAGAUCGCCUGGCAUCCUUUAACAGACGCCCUAAGCCCGGCACGAAUGGAGGGAAAAACCUUCAUUAUACGGAAAACGUCUUGGAGACAACACCACAGCCCGCAGGCGCCCGAUGGAACAGCGAAGCGGGGGAAACGGACGAAGAUUACACAAUAGAUGGCAGGACGUCUAGUCGCAAUCGAUCCAUGCCCUCACGAAAGGGCAGCGGGGUCCUGGCAUCCACACCGUCGUCCGCUCAGUUUACCAUUCUCGGCCGUUCGCAUCUCUCAUCUACUCGUACCACGAGCCCACAACCCAUCAAAACGAUGAGACACUCUACAUCCUCAAUUACAGGGUCUUCCGGUUCUUCUGGUGGUGCACUACAUAUGAUAACCACAGGCAGGCAAUGCCCAAGCAUCAGUCCACUUCAAAUGGUAGAGAUUGAACAGUUAGCCAUAUCGGAGUUAGGUCUCACCGAGGACAUCAUUACAGAGAAUGCCGGCCGAGGUAUUGCUGAAGGCGCUAUUUCUCUUGCAACUGGACUACGUGCCUCUUCGAUCAUUCUAGUUUUUGUCGGGAACCAUAGAACUGGUGCGCGCACUGUUGCAUCAGCCCGACAUCUGCGCAAUCGUGGUUAUCGAGUUUCACUCUGCAUCCUUGGCAAUGAUCGUGAGAACGAGUUCACUGAUGGCUUUCAGAAACAAGUUGAUAUCUUCAAGAAGGCGGGCGGGCAUGUCAUGCGGUGGGAGGACCUUUCUACUAGGCUAUCAGCUGGUGAUUAUGUGCCAAAGCUUGUGGUUGACGCCCUUUUUGGUAUGCAUGUCGCAUUCGAGGAUUUGCGCACCGACGACCAAGCAACUGCCUUUGAGAUUAUUUCCUGGAUCAACCGAAGUAAUGUCGAUGUGCUAUCUGUCGAUAUCCCAUCUGGUCUGUCUGCAAUUACUGGGGAAGCGACGAUUUCGCAAGGAUCCCAACUCGCGGUAUCUUCCCAGUUCGUCAUCUGCCUAGGUGCGCCCAAAACAGGACUUGUGAACGCAUUACCUUCACGGGAAGGAGAAUCCUGGCAAAUUGCCGUUGCAGAUGUAGGCAUCAGCCCUGCAGCGUGGAGGAAGUACGGGACUCGCCGCCGCCAUGGUGUCGAGUUUGGAAGUGCAUGGGUUGUACCUCUACGAUUCCAGCUUCCAACCCCAUGA